Lymnaea stagnalis (great pond snail) is the source of this 4282-nucleotide messenger RNA. NCBI's taxonomy places the organism in Eukaryota, Metazoa, Mollusca, Gastropoda, Lymnaeidae. The record is from the annotation of a GenBank genome assembly.
CUGGAAGGAGACAUGAAGAAAGAAGCCAUGCAGCAAGCACAACUUGAUGCCUCACAGAUUAGAAAAGAAGGGUCCAAAGUUGACAUCGGACCUUUCUAUGGACUUCCCGCCAAAGUGCAACUUUUGUUUGAAAAUAAAAGGAGCAUUAAAAAACUUUAUGGUAAGUUUUUAUGUUCAUAAUUUUGAUGUCUUGAAUUUGUGCCUAUGUCACAGAGAAUUUCUUAAAGUGAUGAUAUAGGAAUGUCUUAAACUUGUGCAUAAUAUUUGGCACUUGUGAAAAGUCUGUGAAAUCUAAUAUCCAAGAAUUAUAUGAAAGUUAAUGUAAUUGUUAGUUCUAACAGCUGUGACAAUGAAUUCUUUAAGAAAAAUAUAGUUUAAUUGUAAUUGGUAAAUUUGUUGUUGAAAUGUUUUAAAUGUUGAAAACAUUAAAUUAAAAGUGCUAAAACAAGUGGGAUGUAAGUCUCACCUAAGGAAGUCAAUAGAAGUCAAGAGUAAAUAGAAACUUUUAAAAAUUUGUGUAUAACUUUGAAUUAUUUUAUCAAAUUAGCAGAUAUCAAGUAUAGUUUACACUAGUAAUUAAAAUAUUAAAUUAAAUAUUUGAAAACCCAGACUGGCAGAAUGAGUGUUUACAACUGAAGGCUGUGAAGGAACACAGAAACCUUAUUUACAGUCUGCCCACCAGUGGCGGGAAGACUCUAGUGGCAGAGGUCCUCAUCAUGAGGGAGCUGCUGUGUUAUGAAAAAGACACACUGCUAAUUUUACCUUUUGUUUCCAUCGUUCAAGAAAAGGUUAGACCAGUUAUUUGUAUGUGUAUUUUUAAAUAUUUUUUUUAACUCAUCAUAAAUAAAAUGAAACCAGUAAAAAGCUAAUUUUAAAAAAAAAACAAUAUCAUAGCAGUUUUUAAAAAAAUAUUAAGUCUCUUGUAAUCAGACUUUAACAAGCAAUUUCAUUUAUCCAUGCAAUAAAGAAAAACAAACAUCAUUAUCAUCAUCAUUGGCGCUACAGCCGAUGUAUAGCCCUGGCCUGGUCCAUCACAUCCAUUUCGGGAAAUCCAUGACUUUCCGCCUCCAUGCGCAAACCACCAACUGGUGUAAAUCCUUCUCCACAUUGUCGAUCUACCUCAGCCUUGGGCGACCAGUGAGUCGUCUGCCCUAGGUUUCUGCCUGUAUAUCACUUUUUCUGCUCUACAUUCCUGCAUCCUUUCAGUAUGACCUGCCCAGAGCAGUCUGCCCUUUUUAUUGUUGUGACUAUGGGUGGGUCUUUGUACAGUUGGUUUGUUCAGAUUCUUCAGACAUCAUUUUCCAUCAUUGGGCCAUAUAUUUUUCUGAGGAUUUUCCUCUCCCAUGUAUUGAGAAGGUUCUCUGCUUUUCUGGUAACGGUUAAAGUCUCACUAGCGUAAGUUACUACUGGUCUUAUGAUAGUGGUGUAUAAUGUCUUCUUUGUUCCCCUUGAGAGGUUUCCGCUUAUUUUAUUUUUAAUUAUUUAAAAUAAAAUAAUUAAUUAUCUUUAAUUAUUAAAAAAAAUUUCCCAGUAGCUUUUGUAGGCUAAAAUAGGAACGGUUGCGUGCUGUUAUCCUUUCUUUCACCUCCGACAUUAUUUCAUUGUUCUCAUUGUUCAUUUUAUAGUUGCCCCUAAAUAUUUGAAUGUGAUCACUCUCUCAAAUUUGUUGUUGUUUAUUUUGAUGUUAUCAUCAGCAUGGGAGUUUCUUGACAUUAUCAUAUAUUUUGUCUUUGGUUCAAUUACAUCAAGACCAUCUUUGACUGAGGCAUUUUCAAGUUCCCUGAAUGCUUUAAUUAUGUCAUUACUGUUUCUACCCAGUAACGCUAUAUCGCCUGCUUAUGACAGUUACUGCAAUGGCUGGCUAUAUAAGGUUCCUGAUGGUUGUUGUUCUGUAAUACCCCCCUGGAAGUAGUUUGUUAUGGUUCCACUGGUGCUCAAGUGUAUGCUUUUAUUAACUUUUUCUAACGUGACGUUAAACAGGAUACAUGACAGUGAAUCUCCUUGUCAGAGGCCCUGAUUAACUGGGAACUCCCUUGAGUAUUCUCCCUGCACCUUGAUAGUACUUUUGGAGUUAGCCAUCAUCAUAUGUAUGAACCAAGUAGCUUGUUAGGGACUCCAAGUUCUUGUAGAGCAUUGUAUAAGUAAUUCCUGUCCAUGCUAUCAUAUUCUGUUUUGUAAUCUACGUAUAGCUGGUGAAUGUCACUGUUAUAUUUAUAACAUUUCUCCAGGAGACAUCUCAUAGUUAAAAUAUGAUCUGUGGUUGAUCUAUUCUGCCGGAAUCCGCAUUGGUAGUCCCCUAGGAUCUGUUCACUAUACCUAGACCUGUUUACUCUUACGAUUUUGGCGUACAAUGUACGAUUUUAAGGUGUAUAGAUUGUAUAUACUGUUUAUUUUUUACUAUAAAUAUAACGUAUUGAAAGAUUUUGUGAUGAUAUUCUACGAUUUUAAGAGUUUGAGGGUAAACAGGUCUGCUAUACCUUUCCAGUUUUCUUGCUAUAAGUUUUGUGAGAAUUUUGUACAUUACAUUAGUUUGAGCAGACCAACUUAGAUCCAUUUUUGUGAAUUGGGAUUAUGAGUGCCCCAUUCUAUUGGCAUUUCUUCCUCCUGCCAGAUUCUGGAUAUGAGGUCGUGGAUUUGCCUAUGCAGUUCGUUACCAUCUAGCUUUAUCAGUUCUGCAGAGAUAAGAUCUAUUCCUGGGGCUUUGUUAUUUUUCAUGGUGAAGAUCACAUCUUUUAUUCCAUUUAAUGUUUGUUGGUUGACCAAUGGGUCCGGUCUUCCUUGUAGUAGAUCGUAAUUCUCAUUGGUUCCUGAGCCAUUCAGUAAGCCUUCAAAUUGUUGUGUCCAUUUCUCUAGUACUCUACUGCUCUCUGUGAUCAAUUUUCCACCCGUAUUUUCACAGAUGUAGGAUUUUGCCUGAAAGCCACUCGCUUUAUCUUCAGGUAUAUUUCCCUCACAACUCUUUCUUUUGCCAACUGCUAUCUCUACUAUUUUUUAUUUUUCCCUAACACAUUGUUUCUUUCUGCAAAUUUUGCUAGCCACCCUUCUUGUUUCAUUAAAUAAUUGCAGUGUUCUUCUUGUCUCCCUUUGCAGCAUCAUUAGCUGUGCUUUGUUUCUUUGUUCUUUAAGUUCUUUGCAUUCUGCUUCAUACCAUCCUGUUCUUUUAACUAUCGGUUUAAAUCCAUUAGUUUCCCCUGUUACACCUUUUACUAUUUGCUUCAUCUUUUCCCAUUGCUCGUUUGUAUCAGCGUUGCUGGCUGAUUCCCUUUUGGAUAAUUCUAGUUGAGUUUCAAUCAUAUGUUGAUAUUCCGGUCAAUGAGUACGUGGUCAAUUUGAUUACGGGUAAAUCCAUCUGGAGAUAUCCAUGUUACUUUAUGUAUUUGUUUGUGUUGGAAUAUUGUGCUACUGAUUGUCAUUCCUUUUCCGUUGGUGCUUGUGGGCAGAUUAACUGAUGUUAAACAUUUUUCCUCUUAUCCUCAUGAAGUAUAGUCUUUCACUCACUUAUUUAAAUCCAAUGACUGCAUUUACUGUGUCUCUUUUGACUGCAAACCUUGUUCCUAAGGUGUUUGUGUUGUUUCCACAGUAGAAUAUUGUAUACUUCUUAGUACUUAAUAUAUCUGAGUCUUUCUAUAUGAUCUCCUGCAGCGCCAAAUUACAAUUCUAUAUCUUAACAAUUCGUCACUGAGGCGGGCCAAUGCUCCCGCUCUGUAUAGACUAAGUACAUUCCAGGCUGCUAUCCGUAUAUCAUAUUUUUGUUCAGGCAUGGGUCAAAAUCCAAAAUUAUCAGUCCGUUUUUCUGUAUGUGGUUUAGCUUACGUAAUGCUUGCUUUUUUACAUGACAGAGUUGUCAGCCCAGCAAACAACCAUCUGGGGGGAUGCCCCUUGCAGCUCUCAGGGUAGCUGCCUUUGCAUUGGGUUGGGUCCCUAGCCUAUGUGGAUCCCUCCACUUCCUACAAGGCAGUAGGUACUGAUUUUGGUCCGCCCCGGCUAUUUCCCCAGUACCCACCAUAUCUGGUGGGCUGUCGCCUGUCCGCCACCUGGGGAGGCGCUCGUUAGAAGAUCAGUAUCUCCUCACAAUAUUACUUAUUUAUAGAAAAAUAAAUUUGUUUACUUAUCAUCACAUUAGGUUCGAAACAUCUCAGAAUUUGCUGUGGAGUUAGGUUUUAUUGUGGAAGAAUAUGCUGGCAGCAAAGGUAGAUUUCCACCAACCAAAAGACAGAGGAAGAAGUCAUUAUAUAUAGCAACCAUAGAGAAAGCCCAUUCACUGGUGAACAGUUUGAUAGAG